Messenger RNA from Osmerus eperlanus (European smelt), 2450 nucleotides. It is a transcript of the gene mitfa, whose product is annotated as melanocyte inducing transcription factor a. The transcript has 8 exons. NCBI's taxonomy places the organism in Eukaryota, Metazoa, Chordata, Actinopteri, Osmeriformes, Osmeridae. Bases 188 to 1249 code for a protein of 353 amino acids. Gene Ontology annotation, cellular component: nucleus. Gene Ontology annotation, molecular function: DNA-binding transcription factor activity, RNA polymerase II-specific; protein dimerization activity; RNA polymerase II cis-regulatory region sequence-specific DNA binding. Gene Ontology annotation, biological process: regulation of transcription by RNA polymerase II; melanocyte differentiation. The record is from RefSeq and is a predicted model, not a curated record.
UGACAAAUGCACAUUUUUGUGUUCUUUUUGUAUGUAGGUGCAGACACACCUGGAGAACCCAACUAAAUACCACAUCCAGCAAACUCAGAGGCAACAGGUGAGGCAAUACCUAUCCCCCAGCCUGGGGGGUAAAGCUGGCAGCCAGGCCAGCAGCUUCCAGUGCCCCAGCCAGCCCCCGGACCACGGGAUGCCCCCCGGCCCAGGCAGCAGUGCCCCCAACAGCCCCAUGGCCUUGCUGACCCUCAGUUCCAACUGUGAGAAAGAGAUGGAUGAUGUAAUUGACGACAUCAUUAGCUUGGAAUCAACUUACAAUGAGGAUAUUCUUGGACUUAUGGACCCUGGACUCCAGAUUUCAAAUACGUUACCUGUUUCUGGCAGCCUCUUGGACAUGUAUGGAAACCCAACGCUUCCACCUCCUGGUCUUGCCAUCAGCAAUUCCUGCCCCUCCAGUCUACCCAAUAUCAAAAGGGAAUUCUCAGUUACUUCAGCUCCGGGCAUGAUGCACAUACUGGACAAGCCUGGAUCCUGUGGCCAGUUUGAAAACUAUCAAAGGCCAGACGGCUUUCCAGUAGAAUCUGAGGUACGUGCCCUUGCUAAAGAGAGACAAAAGAAGGACAACCACAAUCUAAUUGAACGAAGGCGGAGGUUCAAUAUCAAUGAUCGCAUAAAAGAACUGGGUACUCUGAUUCCAAAGUCUAAUGACCCGGACAUGCGCUGGAAUAAGGGGACCAUUCUGAAGGCCUCUGUGGACUAUAUCAGGAAGUUACAGCGGGAGCAGCAACGGACAAAGGAGCUAGAAUGCAGACAGAGGAGACUGGAGCAUUCUAACAGACAUUUGAUGCUACGCAUACAGGAGUUGGAGAUGCAGGCGAGGGCUCAUGGUCUUGUUGUGGUGGCAUCCUCCUCCCUCUGCUCCUCAGAGCUGAUGGCACGAGCCAUCAAACAGGAGCCCAUCCUGGGUGACUGUCCCUCAGACCUCUACCAGCAGCCCUCAGGGCCUGACAUGUCUCCUCCCACCACACUGGACCUCAACAAUGGCACUAUCAGCUUCAACGAGAGCCCUACUGAUGUCGGAGACCUGGGGCCCUACGGCAAGGCCACCAAAAUGAAGGACCUUAUGAGGGACAACUGCCAGACUCCCCUUAGCCCCAGCGACCCCCUUCUGUCCUCAGUGUCCCCAGAUGGCUCCAACAGUAACAGCCGGCGCAGCAGCAGCUCCAGCAUGGACGAGAAUGAGCAUGGUUGUUAGCACUGACCACAUCCUCAGACCAUGCUGAUAUUUUGUACCGUAGCAUUCCCAUUACUGGGGCUUCUGGGCCUGCUCCCAACCAGCACCAGAGGCUGUCUGUAACACUAAAAGGAUGAAGACAGACAUUCCUCUGUUUGCUUGCAACAAACCAAUUAAUUCUAAAAGCAUUAAAAAGAAUGGGACAUGUUUUUUAACAGCUCUGUAUUUCGUUAAGGCAGAAUCAUGUCCCCAGUUUUGCCCUUUUCUGUUGUUGUACAUUGUAAUGCUAUGAUGUGAUAUAAUUGAAGAUAAGCUCUGUAUGUUAGCAGUGACAGUUUGAUUUCAAUAUUUUACCAUCUGAGUGUUUCUUUCAUAUUCUUACAGUCAUCUGACUUUUGCUGCAGGACGCUCUACCCGAGCUACAAACCUGUCAACCUGCUCUAGGGCCAAUAUACAGGCAUGUUCAUCUUCAUGUUUAGAUUAUUGUUGUAAACACUCCAUAACAUUUUUGCCAUGAAUCUUCAACAUCAAGUGUUGAUUUUAUCUACAGUACAUUAAUGAUCUAAAUUAUUUUACAUUUCACACUCCAUACAAAUCUCAAUGUUGGACUGUUAUGGUCAGCCAGUCAUGGUCAUGCGGAUGAAAUGAGAAGGUUCAGCAUUAGGGUUGAAGUUCAGAUCCCCUCCCCCGUUUCUUCGAAACAAAUUUCAUAGAGUAAACUGUACCUAACUACACUAAAUAAAAAUCUGCAUUUCUGUAAUUGCCUGCAAAGCACACCUUCAAAAUUGAGUUAUCCUCAUGUGCUAAGGCCUUUGUACUAAACCUAUGUAUUGGUCAUAUGUGAGUACAUUGUUAUAAUUACUGAGCAAUGUAAUAUGUUUUGGUUUGCAACUUUAUUCACUUAAUCAACCAGACAUGGACACCUGCAGUAUUGCUCCCCUACAAUCUGUGUUCCAGAUAAGACUAUUAUGCCUAUUAUGCCCUGCUUGUGUCUCCAGGCACUGGAGAUACACGUUCAUUUCUGGAUCUACAUAAUAUUAAUAGGGGAUGAUCUGCAGUCCCAUUUGAUAAACUGAUCCCACAUAGAGUAAAAUGCAUGAGAAGGCACAUAUGUAUCUUCAGGAUAUAAUAGGAAUGAUGAUUAUUUUAUUUGAGAUUAAAUGAUCAUAGGAUGAAUCCAAAAAGUGCCUUUGAUUUCAGUCAUUGAAAUGUAAACUGUAAA